AUGGCAAAAGUGAAGUCCAAAAAAGGGUCCCUAGUGGGAGCUCUUGAUACAAAAAUUUCCGACCUAAUUUAUCGUUUAUUGGAUGAAAAGACUGCUGACUUGAAAAGAGCCAAUGCACAGAAGGUUCAUGACAUCGAAACAAUAGAUGAGGGCUCGAAUGCUGAUGUUUUUGACAAUAUUUUCUUUGCCAAGGAUUUAAACCCAGGCGAAGUCUACACUUUUUGUCUAACUAAAGAUCUAUCUUUACAAAGAACGAAGAAAGUUGUCCUACAAAAGACAAUCGAACGUGUCCUAAAGAGUGCUAUCGAAGAAGAAGCUGAAGAAUUUAGUGCAUAUCCUGAGUUUUCUGCCAAGCUGGAUGAAGAAGAACAGGCAAACAUCAAUGGCGAUGCUCUGAUAGCAAAAAAUCUAAUGAUUGCUGCAGAUACAAAUGAUAUGAAUAAAAGCAUCACAAGUCAAUGGGCUGCAAAACAAGAAAAAAGUGUAGAGCCUACUCCAGUUCCUGAUGGUACAAUCACAGAAGAACACACUCCCAAAUCAAAGAAAAGAUCCAAGGAAGGACCUAGUAAGACAAAGAGACAAAAAACCAAAGCUGAUAGAACCCCACCUUCAUCUGAUUUGAACUCGUUAGGUGGUAUGGACGAUGUCAUAGCCCAACUAAUGGAAUUGAUAGGCCUGCCCAUUUUGCAUCCCGAGAUUUAUUUAUCCACAGGUGUUGAGCCACCUAGAGGGGUACUGCUCCAUGGGCCACCAGGUUGUGGUAAGACUUCAAUUGCCAAUGCCCUUGCAGGUGAAUUAAAAGUUCCAUUUAUCUCGAUUUCGGCUCCAUCUGUAGUAAGUGGAAUGUCUGGUGAAAGUGAAAAGAAACUUAGGGAAUUGUUUGAAGAGGCCAAGUCGUUGGCUCCAUGCCUAAUGUUUUUCGAUGAAAUCGAUGCCAUUACACCAAAACGUGAUGGGGGUGCCCAAAGAGAAAUGGAAAGGAGAAUUGUAGCACAACUCUUGACCUCCAUGGAUGAAUUAUCAAUGGAGCAAACAGGUGGGAAACCUGUUAUUGUUAUUGGAGCAACAAAUAGACCCGAUUCCUUAGACGCAGCCUUGAGGAGAGCAGGGAGGUUCGAUAGAGAAAUUUGUUUGAAUGUCCCUAAUGAAGUUUCCAGAUUACAUAUUCUUAAGAAAAUGUCUAAUAAUUUGAAGAUCGACGGUGAAAUCGACUUCCUAAAAUUAGCAAAACUAACUCCUGGGUUUGUUGGUGCGGACCUAAAGGCUCUAACUACCGCUGCAGGUACUUGCGCUAUAAAAAGAAUCUUCCAAACGUAUUCUACUUUGACUUCCAAUGAUUCCAAUACUGUUGAAUUUUCUAGCGAAGACCAAAUGGAUAUCGAUCAAAAUGAAUCACCGGUGCCCACAGAAACAGGUCAACAGAAUGACUCUCUCAUAAAUGAACAAAGUUUGAAGAACACAGCUAACAUGAUUGAUCCACUUCCAUUGUCAAUUAUUCAAAAAUUUAUACAAAACUUCCCAGAACCGCUAAAUGAUGAACAGUUAGCCCAAUUAUCAAUCAAAUACGAGGACUUCUUAAAAGCUCUUCCUACAAUUCAACCAACGGCUAAGAGAGAAGGGUUUGCGACUGUUCCAGACGUUACUUGGGCUAAUGUUGGUGCCUUGGGUAAGGUCCGUGUUGAAUUGAAUAUGGCUAUUGUACAACCUAUCAAGAGACCAGAACUAUAUGAAAAAGUGGGUAUUAAUGCACCUGCAGGUGUUUUAUUAUGGGGGCCACCAGGUUGUGGUAAGACUUUACUAGCUAAAGCGGUAGCGAAUGAAUCUAGAGCAAACUUUAUUUCUAUCAAGGGUCCCGAAUUAUUAAAUAAAUAUGUUGGUGAAUCGGAAAGAGCGAUUAGACAAGUGUUUACACGUGCUAGGGCAUCGGUACCCUGUGUGAUAUUCUUUGAUGAAUUGGAUGCUCUUGUGCCAAGGAGAGAUACUUCGUUAUCUGAAUCUUCAUCUAGAGUUGUUAACACACUACUGACAGAAUUAGAUGGUUUGAAUGAUAGACGUGGGAUUUUUGUUGUAGCGGCUACUAAUAGACCUGAUAUGAUUGAUCCUGCAAUGUUAAGGCCAGGCAGAUUGGAUAAAACAAUUUUUAUCGAGCUACCGAACUAUGAAGAGAAAGUUGAUAUUAUUACAACUGUUUCUAGAUCAAGUGGUACUCCAUUGGCUGAAGGUGUUGAUUUUAGAAAAAUUAUACAAGACGAACGUUGUAGAAAUUUCUCUGGGGCCGACUUGGCAGCACUGGUUAGAGAAAGUUCUGUGUUAGCGCUUAAAAGAAGCUUCUUUAAGACAGAUGAUAUACAAUCUGUUGGAGAUAACAAUCUGGAUAAAGAGUUUGAAGAUUUAACUGUUGGAGCGUUAGAUGAACAAGUCUUGGUAACAGCUAAUGAUUUCAAUAGGGCAUUACAAAAAAUAAAACCUUCAGUGAGUGAUAAGGACAGGGCAAAAUAUGACAAACUAAAUAGAAAAAUGGGAUGGAAUGAUGAUGUCGAGUUGAAAGAAGAUGAAGGUAUAUCGACGAAUUAA
Molecule: messenger RNA, 2574 nt
Organism: Naumovozyma castellii
Lineage: Eukaryota; Fungi; Ascomycota; Saccharomycetes; Saccharomycetales; Saccharomycetaceae
Gene: RIX7
Product: putative AAA family ATPase RIX7
Exons: 1
Coding region: 1-2574 (857 amino acids)
Source: RefSeq, a predicted model, not a curated record